Eruca vesicaria subsp. sativa (arugula) is the source of this 420-nucleotide messenger RNA. The record is from the annotation of a GenBank genome assembly. NCBI's taxonomy places the organism in Eukaryota, Viridiplantae, Streptophyta, Magnoliopsida, Brassicales, Brassicaceae.
AUGCUUCAGAUUCGACUUAGGAGGGAUUCUCCCACAGAGACUGGCAGCGGAGCGCGACCUUCUCCGACGGAGACAGUGACGGUAGCCUGUCCCGACCACCUCGUACUCGCAGAUCUCCCCGUGGCGAAAGGGAUAGGUUCAGUGACUCCGACAAGCGUAAUAAAGCAGCCGGUGGGACGACGUUCACGAAGGCAGGUAGGAGAGAGAGUUCAUUUCUGCGUCCGUUGCGAUUUCCCCAUUGCUAUCUAUGGCCGUCUGAGUCCAUGUGAUCAUGCCUUUUGCCUCGAAUGUGCUCGUAGUGACUCCAUCUGCUAUCUAUGUGAUGAACGGAUUCAAAAGAUCCAGACGAUCAAAAUGAUGGAAGGAAUCUUCAUCUGUGCUGCUCCUCAUUGUCUCAUGUCUUUUCCUCAAGAAACCUGA